Penicillium manginii is the source of this 855-nucleotide messenger RNA. RefSeq lists its product as uncharacterized. Lineage: Eukaryota; Fungi; Ascomycota; Eurotiomycetes; Eurotiales; Aspergillaceae. Bases 1 to 855 code for a protein of 284 amino acids. The record is from RefSeq and is a predicted model, not a curated record. The transcript has a single exon.
AUGAACGCGCUGGUGGAAGAAACAGAUAUAAGCAAAUUCUACCAUCACCCAACCUGGCCACACCGCUGGUUCCAUCCAGAAUUCACCGAUGAGGCCAUCAGAACGUGGCAAAAAGAGCUCUGCAACUCGGGCGAUAGAUGCCUGGGAUGUCGUUUCCUGAGAAACCUUGGGACAUCGGGAUCUCCGUGGGGUUAUAUUAUAUACCGAACCGUUUACACGCCCGAGUCAGAAGAGCUUUGGCCCAUAGCCAUGGAAAAGCUGACACGGUUGACAUUUUGCGAGUUCGAGGCCGAGUUCAAGAAUCACCACGUGAAUGCUCGCAACUCCCGCCCGGAACGAUUGGUGAAAGAGGCACACAAGAAUGUGAUUAUUUCCGAUCCGGAUUACUGGAAUGGUGCUGGCAUUGAAACUAUUCGGGCGCAUUUUGCUGAAUACCUGCGUGCGGCCGGUGAGUACAAAUCUAUCGGCACUUCUCGAUUUGGGGGAUGUCUUGUGAUCGAUGAGCGGUCUUUGAAAUCGAUUAUCGCGACGACGGACCCUUUUAAUGAGAGGGGUGAGCGUCAGUGGGGCAAUGUUGGCUUUGUUGGCAUGGUCGAUGGGCGGUAUGAACAGGGGAUAAAGUAUGAUAUACCAAGUUACAAAGGGUUCAUGAGGGUGAGGGUUCGUAACUUGUGGUGGAUGUACAUAAAUUUUGAUUUUAAGUCCAUGGAUGACCUUUGCCAUGAUGUUCCUGAUGGCUUGAUACCAGUCUAUGACGGGGGAGAUGGGCAGGCGCACGAUGAGGAGGGGAAUGAUUGUCGUGCGGAGCUUGCAAACUUCCGGGAGCGGCACCGGGCUGGACGACGGCUGGUAUAA